This is a messenger RNA of Macadamia integrifolia, 6302 nucleotides long. RefSeq names its product pentatricopeptide repeat-containing protein At3g54980, mitochondrial-like. The coding region runs from base 87 to 2684 and encodes 865 amino acids. The record is from RefSeq and is a predicted model, not a curated record. The transcript has 3 exons. Gene Ontology annotation, molecular function: protein binding. NCBI's taxonomy places the organism in Eukaryota, Viridiplantae, Streptophyta, Magnoliopsida, Proteales, Proteaceae.
UGAAACUACUGCAGAGUGCAGACUGCAAACCUUUAAACCCUGCCAACAGAUCGCUUACCGGCGUCAAACCCCGUUGAUAAUAGACGAUGAGAUUCUCAAAUUCACCUUCGACAAUCUCGCCAUGGCUGUUCCAGCCUUGCAGAAACGCCACGCCCAUAUGCUCUCAUACUCCAAAUCGAUUCUUGAGCUCAGAAACAAUGAUUUCGGAGGAACAAUCAGUAGUUCCGGCAGAACCCACUUCAGAGAUGGAAUCUACAGAGAAACCCAAGUCCCAAAUUGAGAUUUUGGAGCAACCCACUUCUGGAGAAUCCAGGUAUGACCAAAAUACCUCACCCAUUUCGCAAAUUCAGCAAGACAAAGACGUCUCUCAGGAUCAUGUAAUAGAGGUUCUUCUGAACAACCAGCACGAUCCUUUAUCUGCUUUCAAAUAUUUCAAACGGGCUCAGAAACAGAGAGGUUUCGCUCGAGGUGUGGAUGCUUUGUGCAUUGUGCUUCAUAUUCUUGCACGGUCGAGGAGCUCUUGGGCUGCUCGACUUUUGCUGAAUCAAUGCAUUUCUGCUAAUUCUAUCCCUAGGGCAAGUGUCAUGGUUGAUUACCUAAUCGAGAGCUCAGAAAGGUGCCAAUCGGAUUCCCGUGUAUUUGAUUAUCUGUUGAAAAGUUAUUUACUAGCUGGGCGGCUCGAAGAGGCAGUUGAGUGUUUUGAUACAAUGACUAUGAGGAGCAUCGUCCCUCAAAUUGCAUACAGAAAUAGUCUUCUGAAUGCUUUAGUUCGGGCCAACAUGACUGAUAAAGCUCGAAAUUUGUAUUGGAAGAUGCUGGAAGAAGGAAUGGACUGCGAUUGCUUUACUCUAGAUGUGAUGAUGCGUGCUUGUUUGAAAGAAGGGAAGCCCGAGGAAGCUGAAGAGUGCUUUCAGGCAAUGAAAGUUAGAGGAUUUGAAAUAGAUCCUGUCACAUAUGAGACUGUUAUUCGCGCUGUUUGUAGGAAACCUGAUUCAAAGGCUGCCUGUGAGUUGUUGAGGGAGAUGAAAGAUAUGGGCUGGAGUCCGUCUGAGAUCACUUAUUCCGGUGUCAUUGGAGCUUGCAUAAAGCAGGGGAAUAUGGCUUUGGCUUUAAGAUUAAAGGAUGAAAUGGUGAGUGAUGGCCUGCCAAUGAAUUUGGUGGUAGGGAGCUUAAUUAAGGGGUAUUGCUUACAAGGCAACUUGGAUGGUGCUUUGGAUUUGUUUUCCAAGAUGUCUGAGAGUGGAAUCCAUCCAAACAAAGUCACAUUUGCGGUUCUCAUUGAAGGUUGCUGCAGGAAUGGAAUGAUGGAGAAGGCCCAUCAGCUUUAUAACCAAAUGAAACUUAUGGGUAUCCCCUGUAGUGUCUUCAUUGUCAACUCCAUGAUCAAGGGGUUCUUGAAAGCCCAAUUGUUAGAACUGGCAUCUAAGCUUUUUGAUGAAGCGGUUGAGAGCGAUGUAGCUAAUGUGGUCACCUACAACAUUCUCAUACACUGGUUCUGCAAAGAUGGUAGGGUAACUGAAGCUUGCCAUCUAUGGGAGAAGAUGUUGAAUAAUAGGGUGGAACCAAUCACGGUUUCUUACAACAUACUGAUACUUGGUCACUGCCGACUAGGGAAUAUGGACUUAGCAUCUUCUGUUUUCUCUGAAAUGCAUCAGAAGGGUAUCAAACCUAAUUUGGUCACCUAUUCGAUUCUGAUGGAUGGGUAUUUCAAGAAAGGUGAGAUUGGUCAAGCUUUCAGUGUACAUGAACAAAUGUUGAGUUGGGGGAUUUCUCCCAAUGACUUCGUAUACAAUACAAUCAUAAAUGGUCUCUGCAAAGCUGGUCGGACAUUUGACGCAAGAGAAAUGUUGAAAAAGUUCAAGGAGGAGGGCUUUAUUCCCAUCUGUAUGACGUACAAUAGCAUUAUUGAUGGAUUUAUAAAAGAGGGUUCCAUGAACUCAGCAUUGGAGACUUAUCGAGAAAUGUGCGAGAGUGGAGUAUCCCCUAAUGUUGUUACUUAUACAUGUUUGAUUGAUGGUUUCUGCAAAAGCAAUAAUCUUGAUGUUGCUCUGAAGAUUCAGACUGAGAUGAGGGCAAAGGGUCUUGAGCUAGAUAGUGCUGCAUAUAAUACUCUUAUAGAUGGUUACUGUAAAAGAGGAGAUAUAAGACAUGCACAUGAACUUUUCACCGAACUUCUUGAAGUUGGUCUGACCCCAAACACUGUUAUUUACAAUAGUCUUAUUGGUGGCUUUAGAAAACUAAACAACAUGGAUGCUGCAGUUGCCUUGCAUAAGAGAAUGGGUGAAGAAGGAAUUCCAUGUGAUUUAGCAACUUACACAACCUUGAUUGAUGGAUCACUUAAAGCAGGCAAUAUAACGUUUGCAUCAGAGCUUUACACUGAUAUGCUAGAUAAGGGUAUUGUGCCAGAUAUUAUCAUUUUUAGUGUUCUUGCACAUGGUCUUUGCAGUACAGGGCAGCUAAAAAAUGCACAUAUAGUCUUGGCAGAGAUGAAUAAGAAGAAAAUGUCUCCUAAUGCUCUUAUCUAUAACACAUUAAUAGCUGGAUACUUCAAGGAAGGAAAUUUGCAGGAAGCUUUUAGAUUGCAUGACGAGAUGCUUGACAGAGGCCUUACAGCAGAUGAUACAACUUAUGAUUUCCUUGUAAAUUCCAGGUUUGAAGGAAAAGCCCCCUUGCUGGGGGCAUGAAGUGCCUUGAAAAUAUCUCUUCAAAUGGUUACAGAUGGUUGACAACAUAUUUUCUCUUAUUAACAUGACCAGAAAAUAUCUCCAAACCUUGUGGCAUAUCUUUGCUUGCUAACUACGACUUCAAAUUGGGUGAGCGGUUUUGCUGUACCGAUACUUGACCUUUUGUUUUUCUAUUCUACACUGGAUUAGUCUUCUUUUCUUUUACCAUCACGGUGAAACUCAUGUGAAACCUUGCAGUAUUUCAUCAUUGCUUGUUCUCUUCUGUUGUGUCUAGGAAGCUGGUGACCAUAAAGAGGUCAUUCAGCUUUGUGUACUCUGGUCUGCUGUUGGCAAGGGGUCUUGUCUAAAGUUUGUUACGAGUCAUUUGUGGCAAGUUUCCAUUUUUGUAAGAGAGGCUAUGCUGCAGGAUAACAACACUAACACUACUACAGAAAAUCAGGAUCACAAUGAAUAAAAAACACAGAAUCUCAGCAAACAUCAUGGAAACAGAACCGCAAGGUAUCUUCUUGUCUCCAACCAGCAAAUUGAUGAGGCAGCGUGGGUAUCCAAGGACCAAAUAAGUAUCGCAGCAACUGCUGCAGGGAUCCUUCAAUUAGAUCUCUGAUGUGAAGAAAAUAUCAAAACAGUAGUUAGAACAGGGUAUCAAGGAGUCGUUCUUUUCCCCAUUUUCUGAUAUUCAUCAUUUAUAGCUUGAUGGUAGUAGGAGUGUCAGGUGUGCUGAUUUAAUCACUUGUCAUCCUUUGCCAUGCUAAUGAUGCUAUAGUCUGUGUUUACUAUUUGUGUCCUCUUGCCAUUCUUGAGGUUGCAAGACUGUUAUCCAACGACAAGCAAGCUGCACCAAAUGAAUUCUGCGCAGCGGAAAACCUGCAAUCUUGGUGGAAGAAGGUGUUCGAUGAGGGAGAGAAGCCCAAGUUAUUGGAUUUAAUUAAGAUGCUGAACCAAUAUUUCAGUUAUGCAGGUUGAAUUUGACCAUGUCUGCUUAUUGAUCUCGAGAUUGAGUGAACAUAUAUCCCAGCAGGUGCAGAGAGAGUUAACCACUGAUCCUAUGUGUGGGACUGUUCUAGUGGGUGAGGGUCACCCAUUGCAAAAUCUUUCAGUACAACAAAUAUUAUAUAUCAUAGUAUUAUAUAAGUGCAUAUACUCAUGCUUCGUGGCUAAUCUUUCGCUUGACUAUUUUACCCUUCAUUCUUAUUUAAAUUCCGUCAUUCUUUUCUUAUCAUUUUUUCAUUCAUUUUUAUUUCUCCCAAAUUGUUGGUACCCUUUCUAUUUUUUAUCAAAAUUUUUCUAAUGUUAUUUUUUAUCUCAUGACACAAUCUAUAUAUAUCAUUCUAUAUUUAUAUUUCCUAAGAAAAAGGGGCAAAAUCUACAUCUGUCUAUAGUUUCUCUCCCCAAAUUUUUUCUUUUUCGUAAAAUAUUCUCUCUCCCCAAUUGCUUUCUAAUGUCGUUUAGUUUAUCUUUCUAAUUUUUCUAUGUUUUUUGUAACAUUUGUCUUUUAAUAUAAUUAAAUAUUAGUUUAUUUAUUUUAUUCACUAAAAUUUUAGUUUCUUUAUUGGUGUCAAACUCUCACGCCUUCUCUCUCUCUCUUUCUUUUUAUGAAAUAUUUGUUAUUUAACACUUUCUUUGUUAAUUCUUUCUCUCUUCUUCUAUCUUGUCAUAAUUUAUAUCUUUUUAUAUCUAGAAAAUGGAGAAAAUCUACAUGUAGCUUCAAGCUUCGGUUCUUCUUUCUCUAUUUCAUUCUCCCUUUUCUCACUCUCUCUAUAUAUCCCGCCCAACAUCACCCUCUCUCCUUCCUCUCACCCCUUUCCAUCUUCGACUACAAUGACCAACCUUCUUUGUCUCUCUGGCGACCAUUGUUGAUCUCCCUCCCUCUGGUGCAACAAAUCAAAAUCCAAUCUGCUUCAUUUUUUUUUUUUUUUCCUUUUGUUGAUGCCAUGAAUGUUUAUUUGCUUGCUUCUGUAUUUAAGGUAGCUAAUUUACAUUGUGACCCAGUCAAUAGGGAGUUUAACUAAGACAACCCCAAUUACGAAUCUAAUGUGGUCUGGUUUUCAAGGAAAGCACAAGCCCUUAUGUUCUUAAUUUUAAGCAAUCUACAUAAUGCUUUAGAAGGAAUGCUGCCAUCAAGGUUUGUACUGUUACAUUGAGAUUAUUUAGUUUCAUUUUCUUUUUCUCUCCAGUGCAUUUGAUAUAAAUGCCUCACUGAUCUCAAUCUCCUGAAAGCAAAGAUCAAACUCUCAUCCCUCUCUCCAUUUAUGUCUCUGUGUGACUGCCCUUAUUUCCCUCUCUUAUCUCGUGCAUUUGCAGAAAGCCUUUUUCUUAAAUUUGUUGUCAACCACUGACCAAUCUUCCUCUCCCUCAUUUGCAGGGAGUUGAGUUCUUCGAAUUACUUUCAAGGUCAGAUUUUGCUUUCAGUUUGAAGUUGGGUUUUUUGGUUUCAAGCAUGUAGUGGCACCAUUCUGCCUUCUGAUUUAAUUUGCUUUGCUGUUUUGCUUAAUAUCUGCAGACAUCCAUUUCAAGAUUUUUGUUUCAUUCGUCUGAUGCUGGGUUUUACUUCAUGCAUGCAUGCAGUGAAGUGGACAAGGUUUUGCCUUCCGAGUGGGCUUUCGAUUUUCAUGAUUUGUGUGUUUAAGACCUGUUUAGUUUGUUCCUUCAUAUACUAAUUUCAGUAGCUUUUAUUGUUUUGCUUUAUUUAUUUUGAUUUAGAAGCUGUUUCUUUAUGGAAAAUGUUAGCGCCAAUUUUUCUACUUGGGUUUGUUCUUUUACUUUAUUGUUUUGCUUGGUUUGAAAGUAAUGAUCUGUUUAUUCAAAGCAGCCAUUCAAGAUUGCAUACAUGUAUCUCUUUUAACAUUGUGGGCGGUUUUUUCUUUUUAACUUUGCUUAUGAAUACAUAGAGGUCCACCUUUCAAAUUUGUUUUGUUUGGUUUUGAACUGUUUGUUUCAUUGCUACAAAUACCCGCAUCGAGGUGUUUCUUCUAAUGUGUUUAGGACAGAUUUUUUACCCUGUUUCUUUUUGCCCUUUUCUGUAAGGUUAUAUCCAAUUUGUUUUUUCCCCUUCAGAUGUGUGCUUCUUUCUUUAUGUGGAUCUUUGUUCUUCUUCAUCUUUACUUUUGUUCUUCUCCUUCCAUCAUUUGUUAAAUCUAUUUUCCUAAUAUCAAUUUUGUAGGCAUUUCCUGGACUGUACAACCCCUCUUUUUCUUUCUUUUCAGCCAUCCAAGUCAUUGGAUGAUUAAAAUUUUAAGACCUACUUUGAUGAUCAUUUGCAUUCACUUUGUCAUGGCUCAAUAAUUGUGCAAGGUGGGAAGUUGAGACACCAAAUUUGUUGUUUCAGGCUCUCGACAGCAGCCAACUUGAAGACGAAGUUAGAAAAAGGAAGGAAAAUUUGACUUGCAGAAUUGCUUCUUCUCAUAUUUGUUGGUUUACUAAAGUUGCACUGUAACCUAUAUUAACACGUCACAGCCGUAUAUAAUAUUUCAGAUUCUUUGAUUUUCAGUGAGUUUUAAGUCUUAAUCCUUGAUGUAUUUGAAUAUUAUGUGAUGGAAACCUUACCAAACCUUUUCUCUAGGAAUUGGGCUAAGGAAUUUUUUUUGGUACGGGUCUAAGGAAUUUGGUGACCUUCUUCUA